Molecule: messenger RNA, 1868 nt
Organism: Heterocephalus glaber (naked mole-rat)
Lineage: Eukaryota; Metazoa; Chordata; Mammalia; Rodentia; Bathyergidae
Gene: Ugcg
Product: UDP-glucose ceramide glucosyltransferase
Biological process (GO): glucosylceramide biosynthetic process
Cellular component (GO): membrane
Molecular function (GO): ceramide glucosyltransferase activity
Source: RefSeq, a predicted model, not a curated record
CCCGCUGUCCGCGCCCCUGCACCGGGCGCCCACCCCGCGCUCCUCAGGCGGGAACGCUGUCCGCGGCGGCGGCCGGCGUGGGCCGGGCCGGGGGAUGGCGCUGCAGGACCUGGCCCAGCAGGGAAUGGCCGUGUUCGGGUUCGUCCUCUUCGUGGUGCUCUGGCUGAUGCAUUUCAUGGCCAUCAUCUACACCCGAUUACACCUCAACAAGAAGGCAACAGACAAACAGCCAUAUAGCAAGCUCCCAGGUGUGUCGCUUCUGAAACCACUGAAAGGGGUAGACCCUAAUCUAAUCAACAACUUGGAGACAUUCUUUGAAUUGGAUUAUCCCAAAUAUGAAGUACUCCUUUGUGUACAAGAUCAUGAUGAUCCAGCCAUUGAUGUAUGUAAGAAGCUUCUUGGAAAAUAUCCAAAUGUUGAUGCUAGAUUAUUUAUAGGUGGCAAAAAGGUUGGCAUUAAUCCUAAAAUUAACAAUUUAAUGCCAGGAUAUGAAGUUGCAAAGUAUGAUCUUAUAUGGAUUUGUGAUAGUGGAAUAAGAGUAAUUCCAGACACACUAACUGAUAUGGUUAAUCAAAUGACAGAAAAAGUAGGCUUGGUUCACGGGCUGCCUUAUGUAGCAGACCGACAAGGCUUUGCUGCUACGUUAGAACAGGUGUAUUUUGGAACUUCGCAUCCAAGGUCCUAUAUCUCUGCCAAUGUAACUGGUUUCAAAUGUGUGACAGGAAUGUCUUGUUUAAUGAGAAAGGAUGUGUUAGAUCAAGCAGGAGGGCUUAUAGCUUUUGCUCAAUACAUUGCUGAAGACUACUUUAUGGCCAAAGCAAUAGCUGACCGAGGUUGGAGGUUUGCAAUGUCCACUCAAGUUGCAAUGCAAAACUCUGGUUCAUAUUCAAUUUCUCAGUUUCAAUCCAGAAUGAUCAGGUGGACCAAAUUGAGAAUUAACAUGCUUCCUGCUACAAUAAUUUGUGAGCCAAUUUCAGAAUGCUUCGUUGCCAGUUUAAUUAUUGGAUGGGCAGCUCACCACGUAUUCAGAUGGGACAUCAUGGUAUUUUUCAUGUGUCAUUGCCUGGCAUGGUUUAUAUUUGACUACAUUCAACUCAGGGGUGUCCAGGGUGGCACGCUAUGUUUUUCAAAACUUGAUUAUGCAGUUGCUUGGUUCAUCCGUGAAUCUAUGACAAUAUACAUUUUUUUGUCAGCAUUAUGGGACCCUACUAUAAGCUGGAGAACUGGUCGCUAUAGAUUGCGCUGUGGAGGUACAGCAGAAGAAAUCCUAGAUGUAUAACCACAGCUUUGUGACUGUAUAUACAGGAAAAAAAAGUAUUAUAAAUUAUGUUUAUAUAAAUGCUUUUAAAGAUCUACCUUCAAUAGUUUUUAUCACAUGUAUGUUUUGGUAUCUGUCCUUUAAUUUAUUUUGCAUGGCACGUGCAUCUGUGAAAAAAAAAAAACAAAACACAUCUGUAGUCUUGGCCAAAUGAACACUUUAUUUUGUGGAAGUAGAGAAUCAAGAGAAUUGGUUCUAGGAACCCAGGUUUUUUUUUUAUUGUUGUUUAUUUUUUUAAACAAAUAAAUAUAUACAUAUAUAUGAAUGCUCUGCGGCAAACACUAUGACAGUAUCCUUCAGUAGAGAAAGUUUCUUAUUUGUGGGUACACUCUUUUAGGAUGUGUAUGGGUGGGAUGACUGCAGGGCAGCUUUAUUUGAGGUAGAAAAGACUAGAAGGUCAUGACUUUCCUGUCUAAAGUGGAUUGUAUUGUGCAUUGAACACCCCACCAUGAGGUACUAACUGAGAAACUUUUUCAUGCUUUAUGCCUACCUCUUGUAGUUGUUGCAGAACAAAUACAAAUUGUAAUAAGGUAGCUAGGCCUUGCAAAAA